This is a messenger RNA of Gloeophyllum trabeum ATCC 11539, 1266 nucleotides long. RefSeq lists its product as uncharacterized. Lineage: Eukaryota; Fungi; Basidiomycota; Agaricomycetes; Gloeophyllales; Gloeophyllaceae. The transcript has 2 exons. The record is from RefSeq and is a predicted model, not a curated record. The coding region runs from base 1 to 1266 and encodes 421 amino acids. Gene Ontology annotation, molecular function: protein binding.
AUGCGGCUACAAGAUCUCACGGACCAUAGUUAUUACAUCUUGCUCGCCGUCCUCUCAUAUCUCGACAGGCGAGACCUUGCACGCCUUUCGGUCACUACUUCUUCCUUGCUGGACAUAUGUAGGGACCGAAUGGUUCAGCAUGUCGAGUUCCACGGGACCUUAAAGUUCCCCCUUUCGACGUACGCUUCUUUCUGUCGAUUCAUGCUAUGCAAGCCAUCUCGAUUGUUGCUACUGGAAACGCUCUUCGUAAACUUGACAGCCUGCUAUACCGAACUGGACGAUCUUGGGGAAUUGGAUGCAAUGCUGGGAUUAGACGAGCCAGCAGAGCUGAGAGUCACAGAGCUCUUGGAGACACUGUUGGCGCCCCUUCUCGAGUCCGCAGUCAACCUCAGCAGACUCACUAUUGCCGGUGUCGGGGACCUCGAAUCUUUUCCCGCCUUGAAGACUGCUCUUGUGGCCGCUUUCGCUCGUACCCGGACGUUGAAGUUGACGGGGAGGAAUCUGAUCGAACUGCUGCGCCACAUGUUGCAGUUAUAUCACACGAUUCCACUGUCUCGACUCUUUCUGCAGCUGAGGCCGGGCGAGCGUUGGGUGGACAUUUGGCGUCUCCUAGAACCUUGCCGGAACACCCUUACGUAUCUAGCCAUAGAUCUCGGAGCUCUUGACGGGAGUCCUAUCCCACCCCUGGAGUCAUCCGAUCCGUGGCCCCUUAUGUCAGAACUCGCUAUCUUCAGCUAUAUGCCCCCGGUCGCACAAAUUUUUACAUCACAAACCUUACGAAUGGUUUUCCCAAAUCUUCAACACCUUCGCAUUCCAUCUGGAGCUGUGUCGCGAGACGAGGCAGCCGAAGGCGAGUGUGAAUGGGGGACAUUACUGUCGUUUUCGGGUCACGCGAGGACAAUGGUGUCGCUCGCGUUCAAUUGCCAACUUUUGGAGUUAAAUUUAGACGGUGACAAUUGGGCUCUCUACCAACCCAGGUUUCCAAACUCUGCCCGGCAUCUUUAUACUGCAUUUCGACUCGGCCAGCCUCGGUGCUUCAGCUUCGAGAUUUUUGAUGUUUGUACUCCUUUCGAUGAAGAUUUAGAGGACGAGCUCUGCAGACCGUCACUCUGGAGCGAUGCGCUGCACAUGGAGUAUGCCCACUUGACUAUCACUGAGGGACCUUGCUGCAGUCGACUUCUUGAAUUCUUGGUGAGAUCGACUCUUCGAAUCAGUGCAAGCUGCACGGUUCUCCUACCUAUCACUCUUCCUAUCGACCUGCCGUAA